AUGUUGCUUAUAGACAAACCGGGAUUCGAGUUAAAUAGGGAUCCAGCAUAUACAUUUCUAUAUUCACAAAUAAGCUUUGAAAACGACACUGGCUUGCCUUGUUUUUCAAUACCCAUCACCGACCAACUCAUAAGCUAUGUUGCCUAUCGUGGACCCGAAGUGAUCUCUGUAGAGGAUUUACCGUUGAUAGGAAACUGCAGUAGAACAUCUUAUUGUGAUAAAAAGACAAAAACAUGCCAACCAAAACGAACUUUGGGAUCUCGUUGCCAAUACAAUAUGCAGUGCAUGAUAGGUGAUAGUGGUAUUCCUGGUCAUUGUUCGAACAAUUCUGUUUGUGAGAUAAGACAGGAUUUACCCCCUUAUUACUAUAGCAAUACAAGAGAAUGGAAGGUGGGUAAAGAGUGGCCAGCAGCUGUGAUUGCUCUUAUUACUGCAGGCGUCAUCGUAGGCAUCAUCCUUACAGUGCGGCACUUUUAUCCCAAGCUUAUUAAGUCAGUGUUGACCAAAUGGCAAACUAAGAAUAGCACAAUGCCAUCAGCGGAUCCAACUAUUUAUGAAAAUGAAGAAGCAUGGAAUCGUCAUCAUAAGAGAUGGUGGAAACAAGUGCCAGGCGUCAACUGGGUCUAUAAUCGAUUGAAAAGGUCUAAUAAUAGAGAAUAUCAUCCAUUGGACGAUCGAACUGAAGAACCACCACCCUAUAACGAAAACUAA
Messenger RNA from Rhizopus microsporus ATCC 52813, 711 nucleotides. RefSeq lists its product as uncharacterized. Lineage: Eukaryota; Fungi; Mucoromycota; Mucoromycetes; Mucorales; Rhizopodaceae. The transcript has a single exon. Bases 1 to 711 code for a protein of 236 amino acids. The record is from RefSeq and is a predicted model, not a curated record.